UUUUUUCGUUUUCUUUCUAGUCAAUUUUCUAGUUAUUAAAUGAUUACUGAACAAUUAAAAUUGGUAAAAAUUCAUGAAAAUACUCAUUUAAUCGAUUCAUGUAUACAAAUACUCAACGAAGAAUGGCCCAGAGAAUCUGGUAAUCGUAUGAAAACAAUGAAACGUUCAUCGGAUAAUUUUCCAAUUUGUUUGGCAUUGAUUAAUGGCCACGAAAAAGUGCUUGGAUUUGUUAAAUUAACCAGUGAAAAACCAUUUAAUCCGGUAAUCUUUGUUGAAUCAUUGGUAGUACGAAAAGACUGUCGUGGUAAAGGAAUCGGCCGAUUUAUCAUGGAACAAGUAGAACGGAUUGGUAAAGAAUUAAAUUUCACCAAAAUACAUCUAACAACCAUUGAUCAGCAAGGUUUCUAUUGUAAAUUAGGAUAUUACAAUGUAUCACCAAAAAUGAAUAUCUGUAUUAAUCAUAAUGGAAAUAAUAAAAUCUUAAUGUGUAAAAAUAUCUGAAUCAAACGAAAUUGAAAAAAAUGAAUAAAUAAAUCAU
Dermatophagoides farinae (American house dust mite) is the source of this 538-nucleotide messenger RNA. RefSeq names its product N-alpha-acetyltransferase 80 (gene Naa80). Gene Ontology annotation, biological process: protein acetylation. Gene Ontology annotation, cellular component: cytoplasm. Lineage: Eukaryota; Metazoa; Arthropoda; Arachnida; Sarcoptiformes; Pyroglyphidae. Gene Ontology annotation, molecular function: acetyl-CoA binding; N-acetyltransferase activity. The record is from RefSeq and is a predicted model, not a curated record.